Molecule: messenger RNA, 753 nt
Organism: Ipomoea nil (Japanese morning glory)
Lineage: Eukaryota; Viridiplantae; Streptophyta; Magnoliopsida; Solanales; Convolvulaceae
Exons: 2
Coding region: 146-709 (187 amino acids)
Source: RefSeq, a predicted model, not a curated record
CACGCAGUUUAGGACAUGGACCAUUAUGUCCCAAAGAGAUUACUAACUGGCCCAGAAGCCCAAAAAACUGUAACGGCUAGUGAAGAGCCAAUCCUCCAAGGGAUCAACACUCGGGCGAUUCCCAUUCUGCAGAAUUACGAGGGUGAUGAAUCACCACCAGUCAUGGCGGCUCAACAUUCAAGCCAAAGCCAAGAGCUUUCAUUUCAAGCUGUCCGCGACCAGUCUCUUUCGCCAUUGCAAUUGCACCUUCUUCCAAUUCUCGCUCAAACUGAAGCUCUUCACACUAUUUCUCAUCACACUAAAAUCUGAACCCACCAUUUCCAGUCCCACAACUCCAACAUCGUCCAACUCAAGGCUCCGCAGAUUUCUUCAAAAGCUCCGCAUUCGAAGGCGUCCAAGAUCUGCUCAAACCCAGAAAAAUUCAGAAAACGUGAGAUUUGAUGAUGCAAUUGUUGGCCUCUUGAGCAGAUCUGUUUUCAAGAAAGGUAAAGAUGGGGUUUUUAUACUUGGCUCAACCACACUGUUGUGUGUUACCUGGCUCUUCAAGCAUUUCCUGAGAAGAAAUUUGUGGGUUUUCAUGGUCCUUCUGGUUGCAUCUGUGGUGGGUUUUUCAGGCAUCAUGGAUUUUUGGAACCACUUCAAUGAAGACUCUGUUGCCAUUAGACAUUUUUGGGAAGUGAAUAAACCUGUUUUUAACAAAUUUUUUUAACUAGUUUCAUUUCUGUAAUGAUCAAGGCAUUGUUCUUCUCCUUC